Messenger RNA from Eremothecium cymbalariae DBVPG#7215, 1257 nucleotides. It is a transcript of the gene TIM44, whose product is annotated as protein translocase subunit TIM44. The transcript has a single exon. Gene Ontology annotation, biological process: protein import into mitochondrial matrix. NCBI's taxonomy places the organism in Eukaryota, Fungi, Ascomycota, Saccharomycetes, Saccharomycetales, Saccharomycetaceae. Bases 1 to 1257 code for a protein of 418 amino acids. Gene Ontology annotation, cellular component: mitochondrial inner membrane. The record is from RefSeq and is a predicted model, not a curated record. Gene Ontology annotation, molecular function: protein-folding chaperone binding.
AUGCUUAAAUACGCUGCUAUCAAACAAAGUCGAAUGUCUGGAAUUGCGAAAGCAGUUCCAGCGCGCCAAUUCUCAACUACAGGUUUAUCUUGGAAUGGACAGAAGUCACCGUUACAGAUCUUCCGUGAGACGUUCAAAGAUGAAUGGAAGAAGUCUCAAGAAUUACAAGAUAAUAUAAAGGCAUUGCAAGAUGCUAGUGGGAGGUUAGGUGAGUCAGAUGCUUAUAAGAAGGCCCGCGAAGCUUAUUUGAAGGCUCAAAGAGGAUCGACAGUUGUUGGGAAAACGUUAAAGAAGACAGGAGAGACGAUUGAAAAUUUGACGGUAAAAGCAUGGGAUUCUGAUAUUGGGAAGAAUACCAGAGAGGUGGUUAGUAAGACUGCGCAGAAGCUUGAUGAGAGUUUUGAGCCUGUUAGACACACGAGGGUGUAUAAGGAUAUGAGUGAACUUAUCGAUGAUGGAGAAUCAUCUAGGUACGGUGGGUUUAUAGCGAAAGAAACGAGGAGACAGAAACGUGAACAUGAUCUUGCAUCUGGCAGAAGAACACAUGCUGUUCGGAGUAAUGAUGAAGCGGGAACUGCGAUGGUUGCCACCAACAAAGAAGGUAAGGAAUCUUUCGGUAAGAAGAUUCAAGAUUUCAAAGAGAAGACCUUUAUUGGACGGAAGCUACACGAAUCAAAGGUGAAGCUAUGGGAUGAAAAUGAAAAUCCGUUAAUAAGUAUGUUGAGGACGAUCAGCAAUAAAAUAGGUGGUUUGUUUGCCGAGACGGAGUCUGCCAGGGUGUUUGCGCAAUUUAAGCUAUUAGAUCCUACCUUCAACAGCGAAGAAUUUACUAAACAUUUGCGGGAGUACAUCAUUCCUGAAGUAUUGGAAGCAUAUGUCAAAGGGGACGAAGUUGUCCUCAAACAAUGGCUCAGUGAAGCUCCUUACAAUGUUUACGCUGCUCAGCAAAAACAAUUUAGAGAACAGGAACUGUUCCCUGAUGGCAGAGUUCUGGAUAUCAGGGGUGUUGAGAUUGUUAGUGCCAAAUUACUACCCCCCCAGGAUGUUCCUGCAUUAGUUGUCGGUUGUCGUGUUCAAGAAAUUCAUCUUUACAGAAAAGCCAAGACUGGAGAGAUCGCUGCAGGCCACGAAUCCAACAUCAUGAUGAGUUCUUAUGCUAUGGUUUUAACUAGAGAUCCAGAGAACGUUACUGAUAAGGAAACAGAAGGCUGGAAGGUCUUGGAAUUCAUCAGAGGCGGUUCAAGGCAAUUCACUUGA